Molecule: messenger RNA, 2982 nt
Organism: Aedes albopictus (Asian tiger mosquito)
Lineage: Eukaryota; Metazoa; Arthropoda; Insecta; Diptera; Culicidae
Exons: 2
Coding region: 1-2982 (993 amino acids)
Molecular function (GO): zinc ion binding; nucleic acid binding
Source: RefSeq, a predicted model, not a curated record
AUGCAAAUCGAGCUGCUUUUGGAGGAUGCGAUUGAGGACGGCGAUGGCGAUGAAGAAGCGCUCGUCGAGCAGAACGACAAGGUACGGCAGGACUUCGAAAACGUAUACUACGCGCUGAAGUCCGAACUGCAGGCCUUCCAGUCGAUUGGAUGCAGUACGUUGAAGAACUCCACGUCGCAAGCACCGGAUGCGCAACCAGGAACCCAGUUUGCGAAGGUAAAACUCCCCGAGAUAAAGCUGCCGUCGUUCUCUGGAAAGAUCCAAGAAUGGGUGCCGUACCGUGACAGCUUCCGGAGUCUCAUACAUGACAGCAAUCUCCUCACGGAAGUGGACAAGUUUACGUACUUGAGGUCUUCGUUGUCCGGUGAUGCGCUGCAGGAAAUAAACUGCAUUGAUUUGUCUGCAGCCAACUACGCGGUGGCCUGGAAGGCGUUGGAGAGCCGAUACGAAAACAAGAAGUUGAUCGUCAAGGCGCACCUCGAUGCACUUUUCGCCGUGGAGGCACUCAAGAAGGAAAGCUACGAGGAGCUCAACCGGUUGAUCAGCGCGUUCGAGAAGAACCUGCAGAUGCUGGAGAAGAUUGGCGAAAAACCUUCGGACUGGAGCACGAUUCUCGCCUAUAUGUCGGAUACCCUACGCCACUGGGAAACCCACCACAACAGCAAGGAAGUUGCACAGUAUCCCGCUGUGUUGGACUUUCUCAAGAGUCACUGCUCCGUUCUGCAGUCGAUCGCUCCAUCAAAGCCUACGGUUCCCAUCCAGCAACGACAAUCUCGCCCAGCGGUAUGCAACACAUCUUUCAAGUCCGCUCUGAAGUGUCAUUUCUGCAGCGAGCCACAACACUCUGUAUUCCAGUGCGCAAGAUUCCAGCGGAUGAGCGUGCCGGAGAGGAUUGAGGCUGUAAAUAGGAACAAGCUCUGCCGGAAUUGUUUGUAUCCUGGACAUUUCGCCAGAACCUGCGAGAAGGGAACUUGUCAUCAAUGCCAUCAGAAGCAUCACACACUGCUGCACUCUGAAGCGCCCAGAUCCUCCGUUCCACCCACGCAGUCAAGACCGUCGACAGUCAAUCCACAACCUAGACAGCCACAAUCCAAGCCGCCAACACCGAACCAACAGACACGGACUGCUAACACUGCAAACACACCAGACUCACACACUCAGCCAGCCACAGAACACGCCACCACAAGCCAAACACAUGUAGGUCUCCCAAUUACACCGACACAAACCAUCAUUCUCUCGACCGCACUAGUCAGUAUUCAAGACCGCUAUGGCAACCCCGUGGUAGCACGAGCUCCGCUCGACUCGUGUUCGCAGCAUUGUCUCAUGACAAGAGGUUUCGCUAGCAAGCUGAAGCUAGACGAAACGCCAGUCUACCUGUCGAUUCAAGGCAUUGGAUCGUCGCAAGCAGUGUCGACAAGGCUGAUUACCGCUGUAGUUGGUCCAAGGUCGCCGAACAUAUCGUCGUUCGUCGAGGAGAUGUCGUUUCAUGUGUUGCCGAAGCUGACUGUGUCACUGCCGACAGUAAGCUUCUGUGUCGCAACGUGGAAUCUUCCGAAUCCCUCGGUGCUAGCGGAUCCCAAGUUCUUCGAGAUAGGACCGAUAGACAUCAUCAUUGGGACAGAAUACUACAUGGAGCUGCUCAAAAACGAACGGCGGAGGGCAACAGACGACGGCCCAACUCUACAAGACACCGUGUUCGGAUGGAUUGUUUCCGGUCCUGUUCCCGAGGGUCUGACUGCUGCAACGUACUCCUUAACCCACGUUUGCUCGACGGCGGAGAUCCAGGAUCAACUUUCCCGUUUCUGGGAAGUAGAGACUUGCCAGUCAACCAGCACGCUGUCGGUUGAAGAAUCGGCCUGCGAGGAGUUUUUUGACAGGACGACAUUUCGGGACGAAGAAGGGAGGUACGUAGUCACACUGCCGAAGAAGGAGCGGGUGAUCCAGCAGCUAGGCGACUCCAGAUCUACAGAAAUCAAGCGCUUUUUGGGAGUAGAACGGCGGCUCGCGAUGAAUCCAGAACUGAAGAAGCAGUACGCGGAGUUCAUGCGCGAAUAUCUGGACAUGGGCCACAUGAAGGAGCUUUCCGGCGAUGAUGCGAGCGCAAAGUCGUAUUACUUGCCUCACCACGCUGUUCUGAAGCCAGACAGCACGACUACGAAGCUGCGUGUCGUUUUCGAUGCCUCCUGCAAGACUUCCAGUGGGAUUUCGCUGAACGAUGCUCUAAUGGUCGGACCCGUUGUGCAGGACAUGAUCGUGGACAUCACACUCCGGUUCCGUACGCACCGAUUCGCCCUCGUAGGAGACGUCGCUAAAAUGUACCGCAUGGUACUGAUGAAUGCAGCCGAUCAGCAGCUGCAAAGGAUCGUUUGGAGAGAUAGCGCUUCAGAGCCGAUCCGUACUUUCGCUCUCACGACAGUCACCUGCGGUACAGCGUCCGCUCCAUACCUUGCAACGAAGUGUCUGCAGCGCCUGGCAGAAGAAGGGGAAAAGUCGCAUCCUGCAGCGGCAAAGGUCCUCAGAAAGGACUUCUACGUCGAUGAUAUGCUGUCCGGCGUAGACGACAUCGAAGAAGGGAAGACACUAGUUGGUCAGAUGGUAGAACUCCUGCAGUCUGCCGGAUUCUCCUUGCGAAAGUGGAAUUCUAACAGCAAAGAGUUGCUGUCAGCGGUGCCGGAGGGUUUGAGAGAUGAGCGCUCGAUUCUGGAGCUAGAUUCGUCUACCGCCGCCGUGAAAACGUUAGGCUUGACAUGGGAGCCUAGCACGGACUGCUUCCGAUUCAGUUCGCCAGCCUGGAAUGAGGCCGCGGAGAUUACGAAGCGUUGCGUCUUGUCUGAUGCGUCUCGACUAUUUGACCCGUUAGGACUGGUGGGUCCGGUAAUCAUCCAGGCGAAGAUCUUCCUUCAAGAUCUCUGGAAGCACGACUGCGAGUGGGAUGAACCGCUUAACUCGCAGCUUCAAGAGCAGUGGCGUGAGUACAGGUGA